AUGUCUCCAACCUACCACAGCGGUUCCUCGUUCUUUAACAGACCCCCGACAGAUGCUAUGGGACGACCUUUGACUAGUUCCAACUUCCGACCUCCAUCUGCUUCUUGGUCCGUCCAUUCCAGUGAAGGACCAGCAGAAGAUACUCACGCAAUCACCGCGAUUGAGGAGACUAGUAACUAUGGCAAACGCAAGGCUGUGAGCCCCAUCCAGGAAGGAAGUGGAAUUUCCCAGAGACCUGUGCCGAAGAUGCGAUCGUCCCUUGCCUUUGACAGACACCCCGUCCUGUCGACUAAACCGGUUGAACCAAUACAUCGCCUCAUCCGCACUGACCCCGCGCCCAGUGAGAAUCAAAUCCAGCACCCGCCCCAACCCCACAAUCACCUGCAGACGCAACAGCCCCAACAUGUCACAGAUAUCACCCAGUUGACGGUCAACGAUAUGAGCGACAAGGCCAAGAAUCAUAGCCGCGAAGGGGUCCCGGUGGGGACCUUCAAAGGUGAUCACCCGGACCCCUUACUCUGUCGGCUGGUCUACCUGACCCUCGACCGGUUUGGCACAGUCAGGCUACACCUAACAAACCUCGGCAUCGACGGGGGAACCUACGGCCGACAGACUUUAUCAUCACGUUCUAUAGGGCCAAUCGGGUUGUUUUUGAUACGAGUAUCUGACUCUGAGCAGGGUUUGCAAUACGCCUCAAAGCUUAGCAGGCCUACGUGA
Aspergillus thermomutatus is the source of this 717-nucleotide messenger RNA. RefSeq lists its product as uncharacterized. The transcript has a single exon. Bases 1 to 717 code for a protein of 238 amino acids. The record is from RefSeq and is a predicted model, not a curated record. Lineage: Eukaryota; Fungi; Ascomycota; Eurotiomycetes; Eurotiales; Aspergillaceae.